Molecule: messenger RNA, 1177 nt
Organism: Anoplopoma fimbria (sablefish)
Lineage: Eukaryota; Metazoa; Chordata; Actinopteri; Perciformes; Anoplopomatidae
Product: collagen triple helix repeat-containing protein 1-like
Exons: 5
Coding region: 61-831 (256 amino acids)
Source: RefSeq, a predicted model, not a curated record
CUCUGGACUAGAGCUGUCUGGAGCUGGAGUCGAACUGUCGCCCGCAGCCGUCUGUUAUGCAUGAUGUCUCCUCUCGCUGCCCGCGUGCUGCUUCUUGUCUGCUUGGCUUUACCUCUUUAUGGCGUGGAAAAGGUGAGAAAUAGAGGAUACCGAAAGGAUCCUGACGCCGACAAGUGCACUGGGAAUGACGCAGAAAAGCCCAACUGCACUAGACACUCUGGAGAAGGAAGAGCUGCCAAUUUGAACAACAUGUUUGGCAGUUGCAUUCAGGGACCAGCAGGCACCCCUGGCAGAGAGGGUAACCCCGGAAACAACGGCAUCCCGGGGACGCCGGGCAUCCCCGGCCGCGACGGGCUCAAAGGCGAGAAAGGCGAGUGCAUCAACGAGAUCUUUGAGGAACCCUGGAGGCCCAACUACAAGCAGUGCGCCUGGAACUCUCUGAAUUAUGGCAUUGACCUGGGAAAAAUAGCUGACUGUACGUUCACCAAGCUGCGUUCGGACAGCGCCCUCAGAGUCCUCUUCAGUGGCUCCCUCAGACUCAAGUGUAAAAACGCAUGCUGCCAGAGGUGGUACUUCACCUUCAAUGGAGCCGAGUGCACUGGACCCCUGCCCAUAGAGUCCAUCAUCUACUUAGACCAAGGGAGUCCUGAGCUCAACUCAACCAUCAACAUCCACAGAACGUCCUCAGUUGAAGGGCUGUGUGAGGGGGUCAAAGCAGGGCUGGUGGAUGUGGCUGUGUGGGUGGGGACCUGUGCUGACUAUCCCAGAGGUGACGCAUCUACAGGGUGGAAUUCAGUAUCCAGGAUUAUCAUUGAGGAACUGCCAAAAUAAAAUAAAGAGAGUUACAUGUCAGGGAGGGGCCGGUCCUGGUAGUGUGGCAGUGUGUUAUUUGACCAUCCUAAACGAUCAGGUACGGUUUGUUGAGGCGUCACAGCAUCACUGAUGGUAACUUGAAUGUUUUCUUUUUUUAAAUACUAGUUGACAGGCCUAUAAACAAGAAUACUGUGUGAUUCUGUCCACCAGAAAUAAAUGUUGUACUGUAGCUUUCCUGCUUAUGGGUGCUGCUGUUGGUAAUACAGUAACCAUUCAACAGACAUUGUGACAAGACAUUGACAAUAUUUAAACUAUGUACUCAUGUGACAUUUUUGUAUUCAUUAUUACUGUUAAUAAAGUCAUC